Messenger RNA from Cervus elaphus (red deer), 387 nucleotides. RefSeq names its product non-histone chromosomal protein HMG-14-like. The coding region runs from base 1 to 387 and encodes 128 amino acids. Gene Ontology annotation, cellular component: nucleus; chromatin. Lineage: Eukaryota; Metazoa; Chordata; Mammalia; Artiodactyla; Cervidae. The record is from RefSeq and is a predicted model, not a curated record. The transcript has 2 exons. Gene Ontology annotation, molecular function: nucleosomal DNA binding. Gene Ontology annotation, biological process: chromatin organization.
AUGUUCGUCAGACUCAGUAGAAAACUGGAUGAAUUUGAUGAGAGAAUCACCAAAAGCCUAGCAUGUGCCCACCCGGCUGCAAGUGUGCCCCAGAGGAAGGUCACCUCCUCGUCAGGGGCGGGGAAGGAGGAGCCCAAGAGGAGACCUGGGAGGCUGUCAACUAAGCCUACUCCUGCCAAAGUGGAAACAAAGCCAAAGAAGGCAACAGGAAAGGCUGAAUCUUCAGAUAGAAAAGUGCAAACAAAAGGGGGAAAGGGAGCACAGGGAAAACAGGUGGAAAUGGCCACCCAAGAGACUAAAGAUUUACCUGCAUCAAAUGAAGAGGCUGGAAACAAGGAGAGCCCAGCCUCUGAUGGAGCAGGAAAGAAAGAAGUUAUGUGUGAGUAA